This is a messenger RNA of Xyrauchen texanus (razorback sucker), 3167 nucleotides long. RefSeq names its product long-chain fatty acid transport protein 6. Gene Ontology annotation, molecular function: long-chain fatty acid transmembrane transporter activity; long-chain fatty acid-CoA ligase activity. The transcript has 10 exons. Lineage: Eukaryota; Metazoa; Chordata; Actinopteri; Cypriniformes; Catostomidae. The record is from RefSeq and is a predicted model, not a curated record. The coding region runs from base 65 to 1924 and encodes 619 amino acids.
GGGCAUAUCGAUAUAGAGGAAAGAUUCCAGCAGCUCAACAGACGUUUUCAUCAGUUAUACAAUCAUGAUGAACUGGGCCAUCAGCACCGUCGCUGUCGGGAUUGUCACGCUGCUUGUCAUUCAGAGGAGGUUUUACCCCUACUUUUGGUACGACUUGAUGUAUUACGCGAAACUUCGUCGGGUCGGUCGUGCGAUGAUGGCGCGGAUGAAGAGCGGCGUGAUCACUUAUCUGCAGUGCUUUGAGCUUCAGGCCAGAAGAAUCCCGCACAAACCGUUCCUUGUGUGUGAAGAGCAAGUCCUGGCGUACAGAGACGUGGAUGUGCGGGCUAACAGAUUCGCAAACGUGUUUAAAUCUCACUGUGGACUGAAACAUGGAGAUGUGGUGGCUCUGUUGAUGAGCAAUGAAGCGGAUUUCAUCUGUGUUUGGUUCGGACUCUGUAAACUGGGUUGUGAAGUCGCGUUUCUCAACUUUAACAUCAAAUCUCAGUCACUGCUGCACUGUCUGCAGACCUGUGGUGCCACAGCGCUCGUUAUUGCUUCAGACUUGGUUUCACAUGUGGAUGACGUUGUACAGACGCUGACAGAUAGCGGGGUAGAUGUUUGGGUGACGGCAGAGAACUCUUCACUGCAGAACAUCAGGACGCUGUUGGAUAAGCUGGAAUCGGCUUCUGCAGAGAAGCCUGUGAUUGAUGCUCCUCAGCCAAACCUCAUGUCCAACUUCCUGUUCAUCUUCACAUCUGGCACUACAGGACUGCCCAAAGCAGCUCGCAUCAGUCACAUUAAAGCAGUGAUGUGUAUGGCGUUUCUGCGUAUGUGCGGAGCACACGCUGAUGAUCGAGUGUAUCUGACACUGCCGCUCUAUCACAUGUCUGCAUCCCUCCUCGGCAUUGGUGGUUGUAUUGAACUCGGGGCAACAUGUGUUUUGAAGAGGAAGUUCUCUGCCAGUCAGUUUUGGAAGGACUGUGUAAAGUUUGAUAUCACUGUGUUUCAGUAUAUCGGAGAACUCUGUCGAUAUUUGAUCCAUCAACCUAAGACUGAAGAGGAAAAGGCUCAUCACGUUCGGCUCGCGGCAGGAAGUGGGCUUAGAGCCGAUGUUUGGAGAGAGUUUGUUAGACGUUUCGGGAAAAUCCAAAUACGUGAAGCUUAUGGUUUAACGGAGGCCAGUAUUGGCUUCGUCAAUUACACGGAAGAAAUCGGACCCAUCGGGCGAGCAAGUUAUCUCAAUAAGCUCAGUUUACCUUUUGAGUUUUUAAAAUGUGAUCCACAAUCAUAUGAACCUAUACGGACUGAGACAGGAUUCUGCAUUAAAGUGAAUAAAGGUGAAACAGGGUUACUGGUGGCUCCAGUGAUGUUCAGCAACCCUUUCCUGGGUUACGCUGGAGAUAAAGUCAUGUCAGAGAUGAAGCUCCUGAGGAACGUCUUUAAGACUGGAGAUGUUUACUUCAACACUGGAGAUCUGAUGCUGCAGGACCACAGAGACUUUGUCUAUUUCAAAGACAGAAUUGGAGACACGUUCAGAUGGAAAGGAGAGAAUGUGUCCACUACAGAGGUGUGCGAAGUGUUGGGCUGUCUGGACUUCCUGCAGGAUGUCAGUGUUUAUGGGGUCACUGUACCAGGUUAUGAGGGUCGGGCUGGAAUGGUGGCUGUGGUGAUGAAGGACGGUCAUGAGUUGGAAGGGGAGCGACUCUACAGUCAUCUGCUUCAAACUCUUCCUCCGUAUGCCUGGCCCUGGUUUCUAAGAGUUCAGACGUCUUUACACAUGACGGACACGUUCAAACAGCAGAAGAUCAGACUGGUGCAGGAGGGCUUCAGUCCACAUGCUGUUCAGCAGCCACUCUACUUCCUGAACACAUCACAGAAGAACUAUACCCCCCUCACUGUACCACUAUAUAAGGACAUCAUCUCAGGCAAGAUCAGACUUUAGAUGCAUUGUAGGAAAUGCAGUGACACAAGUUUAAAUGCAUCCACAUCACAAGACGACACGUCCACUUUUUGCAGUUACUGGAAAACAGCUUUUAUUUGUGCAUAUUACAUAACCAUGUAAAUCUGGAUCUGAAAACAAACCAGCAGACAAAUUAACUCUUUUUAUGUGGCCUUAUAAGUGCUGGUGAAAUGUUUGAGUGUUUGAGGUGUCUGUCACGUACUGAGCCAAAAUAAACUGGAAAGACUGGUUCACUCAAUCAUGAACUUGCAUUCAUAGGAUGGGAAACAAGAUGCAGUGAAAGUGAGUGGUGACUGAGACUAACAUUCUGCCUAACACCUCUAUUUGUGUUCCUCUGAAGAAAGAAAGUCACAACAUGAGGAUGAGUAAAUUAUUAGAGAAUUCAUUUUUGGGUGAACUUUUCUUUGAAAGUGAGGCUGUUGUAGUAGGAGACAAAUAGAAACAUUGUAAGAUCUUACAAAAAAUGAAUAGCAACGAAUUCAAGGAAUAGCUUGCAAACUUCAAAUGCAAAUAUAACUUUCGUUCCUUUUUUGUUAUUAACUGUUGCAGUAUGACAUCACAAAAAAUACUUCCGUUUGUUUCAAUUGAAUAUAACAGCAACAUUUCAUACUGAUGUCAUCUGUCAUAACUGAACUGUUAACUGUAAACCUACGUAAUGUCCUCCAGAAUGAAUGCAGUAUCUGUGAGUAUUUACAGUUCGGCACAUGUCUGGAGUAUACGUUUAUAAAUCUACUACUGGAGGAUUUGGACUCACCUCAGAGUCUAUGAAUGGAGGAAUUCAGUGUUCAACCUUUUAUUUCAAAGGGUUUAAAAGAUGCUUUUAAAAUUUAAAGAGUGACAAACAUAAUUCUUAAGAAAGGCACAUUGUGACAGUUCAUUUAUGUGUUAGUAUAUACAGUUAUUGAGUAAAUAUAUAUGCUCUUGCAAUCAGACAAUACUAGACCUUUUCUGUGCUGUGGAGCAGUAUAGGAUAAUUAUUAUUUUUGUUUUUAUAUAUAUAUAUAUAUAUAUAUAUAUAUAUAUAUAUAUAUAUAUAUAUAUAUAUAUAUAUAUAUAUAUAUAUAUAUAUUAGUUUUUAGAUCUAAUACCAACAUUUUUUAUAUGUGUUUCAUGUACUGUAGUGCUGGACACUAGAAAUAUUCAUGCUUUGACAAUGACAAUGUGUGAUUGUAAUUCCUUUAACGUUAGUAUCUCACAAUUACAUGAACACAAGUUGUAAUAAAGA